UGCUGUGACGACCCCUAAUGAAUAAAGGAACUAAGCCGAAGGAGAAUGAAUGAAUAAUACUGUCCAUUUUCCAGAACUAUAGCUUUUGUGAUUUACAUAUUUUAAAACUGAAUAUCAAAUGUUGUCCAACACAAAAAGGGACACUGUAUCGUCACACAAGAUGUAGCCUAGGGUGGACGAGAACAGAAUGAAUGAACCAGAAAUAGUGAGCAAACCCAUCUGUUUCUGGGCUAUUAGUUUCCAUGACAACAUCAUGAGCCAGUCGAAAUGCCAAACAGGUAGAUGACUCACAACGGGGAAUAAACGCGGCUAAAUGACCAUCAGAUCCGCACACACACACACAGCCAGGGAGAAAAUAACAGAUGCGCUCCGAGCAGCACAAAAGGAGUUAAACCCACUGACGUAAACAGCAUCAUUUAGCCUGAGGACUCGUGCCGUUUGACCCGGACGCGUGUCUGCUGCUUUGACUGAGCUGUGAUUCCCGAGUCCCACAUCUUCGCCAGACAGCGGGUUAAUUCUGGACGAGAGCAAAGCCAGCUUUAUUACAUCAUCAUUAUCAUCAUCAUCAUCCAGUCCAUACCGGAAUGACACGGUUAAUUAUUUAGGCUACUGUAAUAAACUCAACUUGCGCGGAGAUUAUUUUUGUGUGCAUUUGUGAGCUUUGUUUUUGUUUUUAAAUAGAAAAGGGCAUUACACAAGAAUGCCCUGCUUUAACAGGAGCUUUUGUUGAUAAAGAGAAGAAAAGGCGUCUCUCGUGACUGGUCCAUUGUGUGGAGGAUGUGAGUUCGUGCGGGAUGCCAUGGCAGCGGUGGAUGCAGCAGCGAGCGGGCAAGAGCCGCCCGGUCUCCCGGUACCCAAGGCGUUUCCCUACGAGGAGUACGAGUGCAAGAUCUGCUACAACUACUUCGACCUCGGCCGACGGGCUCCAAAAAUCUUGGAGUGCCUCCACACGUUUUGCGAGGAGUGUCUGCACGCGCUGCAACUGUGCGAGGAGCGGCCGUGGCGCAUCAGCUGUCCCGUGUGCCGCCACCGCACGCCCGUUCCGGACUACCGGAUUCAAAACCUGCCCAACAACACCAAGGUCACCGAGGAUUUCCCGCUGUAUAUUGAUUCAGAUCCAGUGCCUCAAGAUGCUCUGCCGCCACACCCGCCUCCGCUUCACCCGGCGCUCAUCGCGCUCCGGCGGGAGGAGGACGCGUCCGCGGCGUCUAUGGCGGGUCACGCGACGCCCUCCACCACUACGGUGUCCACCGCCACCACGCUGUCCCAAGACUCGGUUUCACGUUACGAAAGCUGCCAUAAUUGCCGACGGCUCGCGCUGACCACCGGGUGCGUGUGCGUGAUCUUCUCGUUACUGUCCAUGCUAGUGUUGCUCUUCCUGGGCCUCAUUUUUGUGCACAGCCACGGCGGGCCGCCCUCACCCGCGGGACCCCUCUGUCUGUCGGUGGCCAGCAUCCUCGCUAUGCUGUCGGCGAUGGUCACCUGGCUGCUCUACUGGCUCAAAGACCGACCAGAGCACGACACGGGCCGCUCCUCGGCCACCACUAAUGCCAGCCGGAGAAACGCGUGACUGGGCAUCAGGAUCGUAUGACAAGCGCUUUCACCACUCAUUCCUUAAUAUACCCGGUAACAUUUUAUCUUAAAGGACAAUUCAUGCUAUUAACUAAUCAUUUACUAAGACUAUUGGCUAAUUAGCUGCUUAUUGAUAGUAGUAGUUUAGGUAGGCUAUUUGGGAUGUAGAAUAAAACCUUACAUUAUAAGAAGCAAUAAACUGCCAAUAUCUUAAUAAUAGGCAGGCAAUAAGCCAGUAGGUAAUAGUGUGAAUUGUUACUUGAGUUAAAAUGUUACCAUAGUACAGCUAGUUUAUUUUCAUGUUACUAUCAGUAACUUUAAUCUGCUGUCAGAAUAGUCAGUUUUAACAAUUUUGAGUGAAAUUAUUUAACUAGAUUUUUUUUGUAAAAAAGGUCUAUCCCAUAUGAAAACAAUCCUAUAUUUAUCUGUUGUUAAUACUAGUGUUUUUGAUCCAUACUAUAGUAAAUUGUGAUACACUGCAUUUGUUAUAGUAUUUUCAACUCUGUCAAUGAAUGCUACAGUAACUAGUUAAUGAUACAGUAACGAAUACUGCAGCAUGCUUUAAUUUUUGCCACAGUAAAUGAUGAUGUAUUAUAGUAUAAUAUCCUCUAUAAGUGUAGAAAAAAAACAGAACUCGGUCAUUAGUGGUUGUGUAAAUGUAGCAACUAUAAAAUCACCACAACCAAUUAAUUAAAUAGCACACUAGAGUAUGGUUCAAAAACAAGUGCACACUAUUUACUAUAGUAUUUUUUAAAUGUGGGGAAAGUCUUUUUUUUUUUACAUUUUAAACAUUAACAUUCCAAUCUCACUAAUUUCACAUAUCUAAUUAUUAAGUAGCUACAGCAAGGUCAUAUUAGUUUACAUUAAUUAAUGAAUUAGCACACAUCGGGCAAUAUUACACUCUAAAAAUGCUGGGCUUUAACUGAACAUUGGGUCAAAUAUGGAGAAAUCCAACAUUGGGUUACUUCUUCCACUAAAAUUUAAAUGACACUUUCGAACCCAAUGGGCUGGUUUCUUUAUAUUUGACCCAAUGUUGAGUUAAAACAACCCCAUUGUGUCAAAUAUGGAGAAAUCCAACAUUGGGUUACUUCUUCUACUUUAAUUUAAUUGACACUUUUAAAUGCAAUGGGCUGGUUUCUCCAUAUUUGAACAAAUGUUGAGUUAUAACAACCCUAUUGGGUCAAAUAUGGAGAAAUCCAACAUUGGGUUACUUUUUUC
Molecule: messenger RNA, 2790 nt
Organism: Danio rerio (zebrafish)
Lineage: Eukaryota; Metazoa; Chordata; Actinopteri; Cypriniformes; Danionidae
Source: RefSeq, a predicted model, not a curated record